GACACCUCUGUAUGUGUGCGGGGCUACGUUCGCUUCUGAUGAAAAUAAAUGAAAACCACCAACUGAGCGCCCCGUGCACUCGGUAACGUGGGUCCGGAUCGAAGCGCAGCGAAUUUUGCACAGUCGAAAGCACAGGGCGCACCAGAGGUUCGGUAGAUCCAGUGUGUGUGUCUACAGCCCGGUGGUUGCCAGCGCAGCAAAGGGUGCAGUGUGUGUGCGUGCGUGCGUGCAAGCGUGGGUGUUUUUUUGUGUUAGCUUUGUCCAUCUAAUCACUUGCCGAGCCUGCAAAAGCGAGCAGACUCGCAAGAACGUGCAAACCUCUCGGGGCUGGCCAGGUCAGAGAGCCAGCAAAUGCCAUUAAAAACGAAGAAUAAAAUUGGUAGAGUGAAGCGGCGCACCCGGUAACUGCAGGUGUGCCUCCGCCCAAAAUCCCGGCCGUACCCACAAUACCCGUUCGUCCCAUUCGCUCAGACGGGAUGGGCAGGCUCUAGCUGUAAAAAAAACUGCUCGUGGUUCCGGUCAUCUACAAGUGCAUGUUCCCCCCGGUCUCCUGAAUGUUUGCUGUUAUGUUUUGUACCGUUGUACGCCGCCUCACUCGUUCCGUUGUUGCGCCUGCACCUGGACAAUUCAAGCAAACUCAACCACCUCUAUCUAUCAACGCAAAAACGCAUCUCAAACGGGCACGGCGUGGCAGCAACUCCUAAACGAGUCACCCGGGCGUGAGUGAACGCUAUGUGUGUUAAGCAGUCAGAAAAGAAGACACCGGUUACACCCUCGCCAAAUGCGUACAUCGUCAUUCGAUUGCAAAUUAAGACAAAUGGAAAAUAGAAUCAAACUAACAAAAAGCAACAAACCUGCAAAAACCAACAAGCAUAACCGAAAAACACCAUUAUAAAACAUUAAACCGUAACGUUUCAAUUUGAUGAGCAUUAUUAAUAUCUACAGAGUCGUGUGACAGGCCCCGGCAGCACCAAACUGACAAAACUGAUAACGGAAAAGCAAAUAAAAUUUACUAGAAAAUAAAUGACAUGCUAAUAAUCGUAUACACCUAAUCUAACAAAUCAAACAGAUAAAUGGCAUGAAGAGCUAAAAUAAUUUAGCGAACCAAAAGCAAACAACAAAUAAAAAAACAACAAACAAAAGCAAAAUCUUAAUUACACAAGGGAAAAUAAAGCAAAUAACAAGACGCUCGUAAAGCAAAUAAUUAUUUCAGGAAAUCAGGCACUAGCACAACACAGUGGCUAAAAAAUGGGCGCUUAAAAUAUAUAUAUAUAUAUAUAUAUUUAUAUAUAUAAAUACAAACAUACCUAGACAUACAUCUAGUGGAAAUAUCGGAGGCAGCGUGUUACACCGAGGCCAAGGGUAACAUCGCGGAAGGAGGAGAAGCGCCUCAAAUCGUACCGCAACAAAACUACAAGCAGAAAAGCAAUAAUCCUAACAAAAAGCAACCAGUAUAGGUUUAUCAAAUGACUCACCUAUUUUCGUGUUGCAAAAAUCUUUGAAGUAAACGUAUACUCCUACCAUCAAUCCCUCUUGUAAUACCAUUCCUCAUCGUGGUGACGGUGAGCAUUUUUCACAUUGGGUCGUGUUUUCAAACAGUCCAGUUCAAAGAUAUUAUAACGACGAUACUAAGAAGAGUGAGAGAGAUUGAGUGUGUGUAAAAGAUAAAGAGAGACAGUGAGAGGCAGAGGGAGAGAAAAAGAGAGAGAGAGAAAGAUAGAGAGAGAGAGAGAGAGUGAAAAAAGUGACAGUUGAUUUAUCGACUACCUGUCAAUCCGGUACCCAGUAGUGCGAGAUUCAGUACUGUUGCUGUUUAGUGUACCGUCUACCUACUAAGGCUCUUAAUGUGCCAUACGUUUAGGUUUGUGUGUUUAUAAAGUGCGAUCGGUAGCUGCUUCGGAACAAUGAGCGGUGAGCAAGUGUGACGCUUGCAAUGCAAUAAUCGCAACCCGAACUAACCUCAUCAAACGGUUGUAAAACCGAUGGCGACCGCUUCCAACGCAUAUACUGCUUCGUGCCAAUGCGUAGGAGCUGUUGGUCCGUGUGCGCGUCCAAGCGAUCGCAGUUAGUGUCCAUGCGGUGCGCGGAUCCGUGUAUUCGAUCGCGUCCGGUGUCGUGUGCGCGAUGAGGAUUGCAGCAGCCGGACAAGCGGCUAGCAAGUGUGCGCAGUGCGGUGGCAGGUAGUGCCUAGAACGAUCGAUCGCAUUGCCGAUCGAUACUAGCACACGCGACGCACACAAAAUACGAUCAAGGAGCGACGCGAAGUUCGGUGGUUUGUGCGUGAGUGAGUGUGUGUGUAUGUAUGUUCAAGAUAGUCACUCUUUCACACUAGGUCGCAAUCAAAACUCCACUCAUUCAGCUCACUAUUCGACAGCGCGAUAGACAACCACGAGAGGGCGACAGAGCCUAAAUAUAUACACCAAGCAAACAUUCUCAGCAACCAACCAGUACCUAGACAUAUAGAAAGAGACAGAGUGUGAGAGAGAGAGUGAAAAAAGGAACAUAAAACAAACAGUUAAUCUCCACACUUGAGUGAAAGCCGUUCUGACCUAUAUGUACGUGUGUGUGUACGUGUGAAUGUAUGUACAGUUUCGUUUGCAUUCAAAAGUGUCGUGGUAAAUUGCACUCCGGAUCCUAACCCCCGCACACAUCCGUUGAGUCUAGUGUGCGCAUACACACCUGUAAACAGUGACAGUUGUUCGACCCCAACGGGGUGCUGUGGUUCAACGUGCGAACUAUACGUGCUGUAGGACGUGAGUAGAAGUGUGGGGUUCGGUGAUCGUUCCAUCGUCUGACACGGGAAGCAACACACCCAGAGAGUGUCGCGGAAAAAUGUCGCUUGAAGAUUUGUGGUUUCACCGGUACCUGCCGCUUAGUCGGUGCGCGUCAACAACCGGACAGAGGAACAUUUCUCGGCGGCCGUCGUCAUCGUCGUGGUUACUGCUGAUCACACUAAUUUUGAUCAGCGCCCCUGGAAGACUACAGUCAUCAGCAGCAGACGAUCGGGGACUUCACAAACGAGAAGCUGACUACACUCUGGAUGAUUCAUUCUGGAAUGAGGAAAGCCCAGUAGGUGAGGUCGAGCGUUUACUGAAGGAGCACCAGCAAAACCAGGAGCUAGUGGAUAAGAUCGGUAGCAGCUACUACCAGAUCAUCUAUCCCGUACAGCUGCGCCAUCAUGAGAAGAUGGGCAUCUCGACGCGAGAAGUUAACCAGCCAAAGUUUCCACAGCGUGGCUAUGACGGUAGCUACUCCGGCAGUGGCGGUGGCCGUGGUCGAUCGAGGACUGGGAAGCAUUUUCAUCGAACAUCACUUUUGAUAAAAGCUUUUAACCAUAAAUUUCGAUUAGAUUUGGAAUUAAAUACACAAUUACUAGCUCCCAACAUUGUACAGAAGCACUAUCUACCUAGCGGGUUCGCUCAGGAUUCACAUCGAGAAAUUGAACACUGCUACUACCACGGUACGGUUAAAGACUAUCCGGGAGCUAGUGCAGCCUUCCACACCUGCAACGGUGUCAGCGGUGUGAUACACGUCGGUAAUGAAACGUUUGUUAUUCAUCCAUUUUACGGAGGUGAUUUAUCGAAACAUCCACAUGUUAUAUUUGAAGCACGUACAAAAUCAAAUAAAGGCUGUGCGAAUUCUGGCAACCUCGAGUGGAGGACGCGAUCGAUACGCCGCGGCAGCAGCCACCAUGCCGGGUUAGUGGAGCUGAUUGAUCGCAACGGUGCUGGCCGGUACAGGCGGGAUGUGCGCGAAACCACCAAGUACAUCGAAACGGCCCUCAUUAUCGACAAGGCGAUGUUCCAGAAGCGCAACGGCAGCACCCGGACAGAGGUGGUCCACGAUGCCAUACAGGUGGCGAACAUUGCUGAUCUGUACUUCCGUACUCUGAACACACGCGUGUCCGUUGUAUAUAUCGAAACAUGGCAGGGCCAAAACCAGGCCCAAAUCGACGGAGGCAAAGAUAUUAGCAAAGCAAUAUCCAAUUUUAACGACUAUACAUCUAGGAAUUUGUAUAAAAUAGAUAAAGAUACGACCCAGCUGCUGACUGGCGAGACAUUCGCCGGCGGUGAAGUUGGCAUGUCCGUUCCGGAAACCGUGUGCACACCGAAGGCUGUUGGCAUAAGCGUAGACAUGAAUCCUUAUGAACCGCAUCUGCUCGCCGGAACGAUGGCGCACAUGAUAGGACACAACAUUGGCAUGGGUCACGACGAUAAUCGUGACGAAUGCAUCUGUCGCGACUGGCACGGUUGCAUUAUGUCGCAAUCGAUUGUCGGUCUGGAGAACGUACAGCCGUACAAGUUUUCCGAAUGCAGUCGACUGGAUUACAUCGAUGCGUUGCGCAUCGGACACGGUCUCUGUUUGUUGAACAAACCGAAUGAGGUGGAGCUUCGUAAGAACUGCGGCAACGGGAUCGUGGAGGAUGACGAGGAGUGCGACUGUGGCAGUGCGCUCGAUUGCGACAAGACGGAUCCGUGUUGUGACGGCAUCACGUGCAAGCUAAAAAAGGAGUCCCAGUGCGCGACUGGGCCCUGCUGUGAUAAAUGUAUUCUAAAGCCUCCGGGCGUCAUAUGCCGCGAUGCGCACAACGAGUGCGACCUACCCGAGUACUGCAAUGGCGAGUCUGGCCAGUGCCCGCCCGAUGUACAUAAGAAGAAUGGCAACCCGUGCGGCAUGAACUCUACCGGCUUCUCUACAGGUUACUGCUUCAAUGGUGUUUGCCCUACACAGGCCGCCCAGUGCGAGCGAAUCUGGGGCUACAGCGGUACUGGUGCCGAUCGAGUGUGCUACGAACAGUUCAACUCGAAGGGCUCCAUCAACGGCCAUUGCGGCAAGGACGGCAAUGGCAACUACAUCAAAUGCGAGCCAGAGAAUAUUCAGUGUGGUUCGCUCCAGUGCAAGGAUGGCGACCGUACGCCAGUGGAGGACUGCUGCGAACAUUUGUACUCGCGGGCAAUCAUCUCCAUACGCGGCACGGAGUACGAAUGCAAGUCAAUCACUGGGGCGUCCACUAACUCCAACACGCCACCGUACGGACUGGUACGCGACGGUACACCGUGCGGUGAUAAUCUGAUCUGCGUCAAUCAGACUUGCGUCAGUAUCUUUCCAUACAUCGAUCAAACAAAGUGUCCGACGAACCAUAACAAUCUCGAAUGCUCCGGCAAUGGGGACUGUACCAACAACAAUAAGUGCUUCUGCAAGUUUGGCUGGACUGGCCCGGAUUGCUCAAUUCAGGCGCAUAUCACUACCACGUACCCGUCGCUGAUCACGUCCACCACGUCGGAAAGCACUAUCAUCAUGGAGAAGAAAACGACUCGCUACGCCAACUACCACGGCUCAAACACAGUGUUUCUAGUCGGUGUUUUAAUGUCGGUUGUUGGGGGUGUUUUUAUAACGUUUGCUCUGAUGGCUUUGUGCUACAGGUCAGUUGUAGUACAUAAUAACUUCUCCUUGUGCCUAAGAAAGAAAACGACGCGCCUUAAGUAUGACCCACCGUACGUGAAGAAACCGAUGGCGAAGUACGUUGGGGGCGCCACGGCGGCAAACCAUCACUCGCAGGACGACGUUUCACUGGAGGGCUCGAACAAGAUGAUGUUCGGCAAUCAAACAACCCAGUUCAGAGACCACAAAGCCAUCCGCCGAAUGACCGGAUCAGUCAGCGAGGACGACCCGACCCAUUCCGGCGAGGAGGAGACGGUAUCGUUCAUCGAUCUGCCACCGAACAGUCUGCUGAACAAGCAGAUGCCGGAGAAGGGCAUCCUGAAGAAGCACGGUCUCGGACUGGUGCUGGGCGACGGGACCAAAGACAAGUGGCACGCGGCGAACGAUGACGCGCAGUCCGAUAAUCUCGAAUUGAUUGCUCAGCAAGAAUCCACUAUUCCUUCAUCAGGUGGCCAGGUGGUCGUCGGAGGCGGCGGCGGCGUGGGCGUCGGCGGUGGCGUGGGCGGCGGUGUCGGUGGUUUGGGCGGACCAGGCGUCAUCGGGGGCGUCCUCGGCGGCGGUGUUGGCGGCGGUGGGGGCAUCAUUGGCAGCGGGGGUCUCGGGCCGGGCGUUGGUGGCGUGCUCGGCACCGUCUCAGACGUGGAGCGGACGAUGAAGAGCCUGAACGGCUACCACGAGGACAUCCUCGAGGCGCUCCGUUCGGCCGCGCAGGCCCAGCGGAGCAGCGCGAACACUCCAUCCGGUAGCAUCAGCGAGGAGCUGCUGCGGAAAACGCUGGCCGAGUGCGUAACCGGGUCGCAGAUCAGUGCCGCCAGCGUCCAUCCGCAGGAUCGCGAGUACAAGCGGAGCGUCAGCUCGCGCACCGGCAGCCGGGAGAACGUGUGCGAACCGCAGCCGCACGUGUUGAGCGACGCCGGCCAGACGGCAACGCUGCUCCAUCAUCACCGCCAGCAGCAGCAGCAGCAGCAACAGCAGCAGCAGCAUCAGGUCCAGCAGGGUCUGCUCGGGGACGAGGACGAUACACCCUCUGUUGGGCCGCUGCGCAUCCGCAACCUGGAGGACUUGAUCCGUCAACUGGAGCACCAUUCGUCGCGGCACAUGAGCCCGAGCGGCUCGGAAGAUAUACGCAUGUCUGAGACUGAGGCCGACCGGCACUAUAGGGUAGAUAGUUCAGCCGCCUGUAGCGAAUCAUCCCAUGGCUCGAAUCAACAACUAGCUCAGGUACAAAAAACCGCCACUAUACUGCCACCGUACAGCAGUCGCUGCCGGCCCCCACGCUCCGACGACGAGGGCCGCUUCUCGUAUGGAGGCGCCGGUGGCCCCGGUGGCGGUGGUGGCGGUGGCGUCAUGGUCGGUGCAGGCGGAGGCAGCGGCACCGUUUCCGGGACAGGGCGCUACCGGCAUCCGGCCAGCAUACGGCACCAGGGCCACCAGUCCCAUUCGCCUCACUCGCCUCACUCGUUUGCCCACCAUACGCACCACGGGCACGCGCAUGGGCACUCCUCCCAUGCCGGCCAUUCGUCGCACCAUUCGUCCCACACGCACCUGCACCAGGACGAGGAGGGCAUCUACGAGAGUGCCGACCCGGUGCAUCCGCACGCACACCCGCACGAUCGGUCCGGACUCGACCAGCGCGACACCAACGAUAGCGAAAGUACCUGAGCGGAACCGGCGUUAUUCGGCAUGCGACAACCUUGGCUAUAGUUACCAUCGGUCCCAUACAUAUGGCUCCGUUUAUGGUAACCGACCGGUCACAAAAAAUGGAGACAGGCGGAGAGUGAGAGAAAGACACAGUAAACAUCUACACAGGUGAUAGUAAGCGACAAGAAAAAUGCCGAGAAGAUAAAUCCUUAUCAAACCUAGAGCAGUGAAAUCGAGUUUCUUCAACGUCAACACAAAAGGGAAAAUAAUAUGAACGAGACAUGAAAGGAUAAACUAAAAUGGAACAGAUACCUAAAAGAAACAAACGAGGAAGCAACGUAGUAAAUUUGAUGAGAACUAUGGUAGAUAAUGUGCAUUUCAGAAACAAAAAUCAUCAAAACACCAUUACUGUUUUACCAUAUUUUCUUCGCAUGGUUUUUAUAAAGCCGUGUUCACACAGCCCAUAUCCUACAAGAAAACAUCUGCUAAACACACUUUUUGUCUACAAGGACCGGGAAAAUUGUGUAGCCUUCGAAAGACGAGCAAUCCAAGCUAUCCAUCGCUGGAUGGACAACAAGAAUCUUUUGCAAGACCGAAAGCAUGUUCGCGUUUCAACAUAUUUUUUCGAAUGCUCCCUAUGCCAAAGUCUUCUAACUGUGGUGUAGUGUGGUUUACGUAUAACAAAAUCCUCGUUUUUACGAUUUUUUUAAUUCUAUUUGUUGUAUCCGUCCUCCCUUUUCUGACGAAUCCUUUUCUGACACUUGUUUCUGGCAAAAGGUGAAAGAUUUGCAAACAAAGAUAUGACUUGUGUGAGCGUACCUUAUGUUUGUCUUUCAUUUGAUAUGUUUCUUCAAUACUGUUCGGUACGCUUUUUAUUUUAUCGUAUAUUGUCUUCUCAUCGUAUAGUCACACUUAUUUUACAGGAUGUUUCGAUUCAAUAGCAAAUGUAAAUAGCAUUAUUAAUCAAUCGCGCGAUGUUUUUCAACGACUGUUGAAAAUCGAACAUUUAACAGCUGUAGAAAACCGUUUUUGACCGAUAAAUAAUGCAGUUAAUAUUUGAAACUGUCUCGGAAACCCCUUUAUUUACAUACAUAUAUUUACCAAUACAACCAUGUAUGGCUCAUGUUUGAUCCAACAUCAUCAUUUCACCAUACUAUGUUGAUUGAAUUCCUUCCAAUACCUUAUUUGAGUCGUAGUAAGGGAAAACUUUAGUAAAUUUAUUGCAAUUAAAAAUGAAUAAAUAGCAAAAAUAGACAAAUUAAGAACAAAUAGAAAUCUAAUUGCUCAUCUUAGCCGGAGUAGAACAAUAGUGCAAACACCUCAAAACAGCCCAUUUCGUGCAAACGUCAAUUUGGUUUGAAAAUAUCGAAACGCUCAUUUGCACUAAGGACAAUUGGCCUUGCUAAAAAAGCGUCGCAACCGUGCACAAACAUACGCACACACAAAUAUGCAGCAGGCACUCAAGGGACUCUUCCGUGCGGUAAAGGUUAGGGUUACCCAUUUACUUUUCGUACCAAAGUUUGGUAGUUACUACUCUAUUCAGAGCAAUUGGUUGUAUGGCAGCGUGUCAAAAAUAUUCGCAUAUUUUUGCAUAGCCGUUACAGUAAAUCUCGACGAUUAUGCAUUCUUCUUCAAGUGAAGUAUGGGACUGUGACACUGUACAUUUGACAUAUUGUUUUACGCAACAUUUAACAAAACACGGUGUACUGUAAUUUCUUGUCGCGUGUGCAAUGGCUUUACAAAAAAUAUGUCAAAUGUUAAAGUGCCAGCCAGUCUUGUACACCGCCUCUGUACGCUGUGUGCUGUCUCAAACUGAAUGCGACCACUUUGUUGUCGAGCGCAAACCAACACAGCAUAACGAGAUGCGAAUGAAGAAAAUAAGUAAACAAGAAAGGCAAGCAACUGUCGUUCUGAGGCACCAACAACAACAAAAUGAAACAUCUCAAGCAAACAAACACAGACAAAGGGAUAAUUUAAUAACGUAUAAAAUUUAAUUAAAACAAACAACAGAAACGCUUCAGUAGAGAAUAAAAGACAGUUUGAUCGAAAAUGAAAACAGAAGGAAAAAAAGAAGGAGAUCUAUGAAGAUAGAAAGACAGAGAGAACGAAGGAUAAACAAUAAACUUAAACACAAUACUACAGUAAUUGAAGAUAUCAGUUGAAACAAGUAACUUCCCACAUCCCUCGCUGUAUCAACCCAAUCAACAUCUCCUUCUUUAAACAGAUUAACAUGAGCCGGAUGCUGCGCAACGUAAUGAAUUGAAGGCAACAACCAAAAACGGGAGUCCACAAGACGACCCUAAGGAAAGUGUUAGUUGAUAGAAGUACAACUAACGUACACGACCAUGCAUACAGGAGAUAGAGGAAGGAAACGAAGAAAACGCAUAGCCCUGAUAAUGAACUCUUAUAUAAUAAAUCAAAAUAGAAUAAUUCAUCCAGUCAUUAUAUAGAAUGCGUAAAUGUAGCACUUGUGAGCGAAAAUGAAUUAAGAAGAAGAAACAGUUGAAGACGAAAAGAGAAAACGGUCACACACAUAAGACGAGGAAUGAAAAAUUGUCGUAAACGUUAUUCUAAAUUAAUUGUACAUAUUUGUCACUAGCGUCACUAGUUAACUAGAAGUUAAGAAAUAUAGAGCUGAAAUGAAACAUCCUGUGUAAUGCUGAGGGUAAAGAAUAUAGCGAGAGAAAACUAAUGCAGAGGAAAUCAAAUUCCCAACAACAACAAAAUAACAAUGAGAACACCGAAAUAGUCGUUUGGUAGUGACGACGCGUUCGACGUAUAGUAUAAUGCAUGGGAGUAACACAUAAAAACACACACACAAACACUCAUAUGCGCACGCGCACACACACGCACACACACUGAUACAAUCAAGCAGACGUACAUCUCAAUUAUGACCAUAAUAUUACUAUCCUCUUUUACUGGCAGACCGAUAAAUACUAACACUCACAAACAUGUAAAAAGGACAACAGAACUAAUACACUGAGCAACAAUGCAUGGUUUUCCAAGUUACUUUGGUAUAUAAACAUUAUUUUCUUUCGUGGAAAGAAGUUUUUCCACAUCACUCUGAUAUUUCAUUUCCUUCGCGAUAAUUUUUAAUUUCCUCAUAAUGAUUUUUAACACUUCAAUGGAUUCAACCCCCGGUGAAAAAAAAACAAUGGCAACAUACCUUUGAAGUGUUGAAAAUCAUACUGAAGAAAUUAAAAAUGAUUGUGAUGGAAAUGCAAUAUCAGAGUGAUGUAGAAUAACAUUUUGCACGCGGUGAAAAACAAUGUUUACAUUCGAAAGUGUCUUGGAAAACCCUGUAAAACGCCAUAGUUUAAAUUGUAGCUAAUUCAUUCGAUGGCAGAUCAAGAUCACCAGGUUACAACUCUCACACAUGUUAAAACUACUUUGUUUGUACUAAAUAGUGGUUCAGUAUACGUGUUUGCUAUGUUUAUAAAUAGUUUUACAAAGAAAUCUUGGCAUUUUUUUAUUAUUCGGGCAGCUUUAAUGUUAUUUAAAAAAAUAAAAUAAUUCUUAUGUUUACAAAUUAUAACAAGAUGUUUACAAAUGCUAGAACCAGAGAUUUGUUUUAUUGCCUAAUUAACAUAUAAAUCACAUACAAAUUAAUCAAAACCCCCUUUUGUUCUAACAGUUCUAAAAGUAUAAUAAUAAUACUAAACUUUUUAGAAUCAAUAUACUCCAACACGCAUGUGUUAAUAAUAUAACAAACACGUACACAUCCCAAAUCAUAGAUCUACCACUGUCUAGCAUGACAUAUGCCGACAACAAAGGGAAUGAACAUUAGGAAACAGGAGACACACUCAAAAAUGACAAAGGCAAACCAUAGAAUCAUUUUGCACAUAUGAAAUACACCUCUCCACACUCUCGUUGCAGGUUUUUCAAAUCAUUUCCGCUGUCUUCUCGGAACAGAUGAUUGUCAUUUAAAAAGAGACUGUUAGCACACCCAGGUGUAGACACAAAACACUUUCCAUGUACUUAAAUACGUGGCUGUAAUAGUUUGAUGUAGUGAAAUACCGUACCGUUUCCGAGGCACAGUGCUGGUGGAACAGGAGCAUCUUUCAUUCUUCUUUUGUGAGAAAAGCGCAGAAGAAAACAUGUUCAUGUCGCGUGGUGAAUAGUUAAUGAGUGGUUGUUGUUGUUAAACUAGAAAACAGUGCAAGAAAUAAUGAGGAAGUUACACAAAACAGGAAGAAAACCCAAGCGAAACUAACUAAAUAAAAUCAAAAGCAAAGAAACGAAAAAUAAGAAGAAGAAGAAGAAGAAGAAGAAGAAGAAGAAGAAGAAGAAGAAGAAGAAGAAGAAGAAGAAGAAGAAGAAAUAACAAACAACAUAGCAAGAAAAUACUACUAGGGAAUAAAACGAAAUGACGUCGGUUGUAGGUUACGGUGCGAAAAAUGUAAGCGAUGAAAUGCACAUUUCAAACAUGUCUGGUUAACAUUUCGUUUUCUUUUUUUUCUGAACCUGUUCCAAAUUUUAUCACGCAAUUCAUAACGCAGCGCAAAAAUUGAUAACAUAUGAUAAAGUUGUAAGAAAAAGAAAAAAUGCAAGAAGAAAAAACAAAUCUCCCAAACUAAACAUUCAACAGGAAACUGUCAUUGAACAGAUACAGGAAUAACAAAACACAUUCUAACGCAUUAGCAAAGCACAAUAGGGGUGCACCAAAUAGGGGUUUGGGAAAGGCAUGCUCACACUAUGGACAUUGCGUUAAGUAAAAAAAAAAAGCUAGACGAACUAUCAUCGAAUAAACAACCUGUCACAAUCACACGCAUACCACACACAUAGGCACAGCAUAUACAACAUUUAAAAACCAGUGUGCUAACGUGUUUUUUAAUGCAUCGUCUCAAAGAAAAUAACAACAACAGCCACAACAACGGUCAUGUAAAUAGUGCAUAGGUGCAGAUACUUGAAAGAGAAACACAAAAGAGAAACAAUAAACUAGCACUAAAACAACGGUAAGGAGCUAACUGCCUGUGCUCGAAGCGUUAAAGAAACUGAACUUAUAUAGGUUUUGUAUCAUUUCAACGUUACAUACUUGCACGAAACAUAAGCAUAAAACUCUAUAGUUAUUUUAUACAUUUUAUAAGCUAAACUUACUUUGGUACCAACCAAGUGCACAAAAUUGCAAAUCGGAAAAUAUACUAGAUACAUCAGGAAAACGUGAAUGCUGCUCAAACGUUUGAGUAGUACACACGGUAAAACUGUAGCUCAAAGUCCCACAACCAGAAUGAGACGAAAUUUCAAAUGAAAUAAAACCCAAUUGACUUAGGUAAAGGCGAACGUUAUUGAAAAGUAGUUUAAAAAAAAGAGCAGGAGAUUGAAAAAAAAUACAGAAAACAGGCAUUCUUACUCGACUGACUCAAAAGGAAAUGAAAUACCGAAACUACCGCUAGACAUACCAUAUACAACCACACCCAGAAACACACAACCACGUAUCAUGCACAUUUGUAAAUCUAAAAUGUCAAACAGGAAACCGAACAGACAAAACGCAUUUUAUGUUUAUCAUAUCAUAAUGGGAAAGGAAAUAGACUAACACAGAAAAAAAAUCAACUGUUCAUUGAAACUCCUCACACCCCUUUUCCGACAAAGAUCGUAACGUCUGAGCAGCAGAAGGCAAAAAGAGGAACAAAACAAAAACAAGCAACCCCACGACGUUCGUUCAUACCAAACUAAUGCAUGAAAGCACAUGAAAACAAAAGACAUGGAAAAACUAUAAAGCAAGCAAAGAAGAAAAUUGAGCGUUACAAGGUAAUCGAAGAGAAAGCAAAGGAAAACAAUACUCUUGUUAAGCAUUGGAAGAAGAACAAAAAUUACAUCUCACAUGAUACUGCCGUUUUUUGGACAAAACAAACAAAGGAAGAGAAAAAGAAAAUACAACACAUCCAAUCACUUUAUCAAAGAAACACAUACACACACAUUGAGGUAGGUAAGAAAAAAAUGUGGAAAAAUAAAACAUAUUUGUUACAUUAUUCCGCUAUGUGUCAUAUUAUCUCCAAGCAUAAGUUUUACUCGGUGACUCAAGAAAACGAAAAAAAAAAACAAAAACAAAAACAAAAAAGCGAUUACUAAGA
This is a messenger RNA of Anopheles arabiensis, 13154 nucleotides long. RefSeq names its product disintegrin and metalloproteinase domain-containing protein 11 (gene mmd). NCBI's taxonomy places the organism in Eukaryota, Metazoa, Arthropoda, Insecta, Diptera, Culicidae. The record is from RefSeq and is a predicted model, not a curated record. The transcript is spliced from 23 exons. Gene Ontology annotation, molecular function: metalloendopeptidase activity. Bases 2833 to 7104 code for a protein of 1423 amino acids. Gene Ontology annotation, biological process: membrane protein ectodomain proteolysis.